This is a messenger RNA of Pelobates cultripes (western spadefoot toad), 1192 nucleotides long. Lineage: Eukaryota; Metazoa; Chordata; Amphibia; Anura; Pelobatidae. The record is from the annotation of a GenBank genome assembly.
AUGGGGCGCACUAAACGCCCGGAGCAGCCCCAGACCCCAAGGCACCCCUCACAGGGCCCGCUGGACGGUUACCUGCAGCCGCAGACAGGAACGAGCGGAGACUCCGGGAGUCCCAAAAUGGCGGCACCAUCCACCUCAGGACCGGCACUCGACCGGAUUGAAAGUACCCUGCGGGACCUGGCAGCAGCCAUGGUCAUGAAAACUGACCUCCAGGCUAACACUACUGCUAUCCAGGAAACCCUGCGGACGGAGAUCGCAGGGAUCCGCACGGAACUCGCAACGCAAGCAGGCCGCAUCACAGUGGUGGAGGAGGCGAACGCGGCCCUCACGACCCGCAUGGCAGCUACUGACACAGCAGUGGCAAGACAAGGUGAGAUGUUGCUCUCCAUGCGUCGGCACCUCGAAGAUGUGGACAAUAGGGGCAGGAGAUGCAAUAUACGUAUCCGUGGUGUGCCAGAAACAGAAGGGUCGGAAAACGUAAUUGAAAUCCUUAUGGAACUCUUCCGCUCCCUAUUACACCCGACCCCGCUGCCAGAGAUAGAAUUUGAGCGAGCACAUAGGGCCCUGCGACCUUGCAAUGUGGAAGAAGGGCCGCGGGACCUAAUAUGCUGCCUACAUUCCUUCCCGGUGAAGAAUACUAUUAUGGUAAAGGCACGGGAGCGGCAGACCUGGCCCUUUAGAGGAGUUCAAGUCGCCCUCUAUAACGAUCUAUCUCCCAUAACCCUGGAAGCCAGACGGGCCCUUCGCCCGGUUACUGCGACUCUGCGAGACCGAAAUAUCCAAUACAAGUGGGGCUUCCCCUUUGCCCUGAUGGCUAGAUACCAGAAUAGAUGGCUCACUCUGAGAUGGCCUGAAGAGAUACCGCAAUUUAUGGAAACAAUGGGCCUCCCUACACCACUGGUCCCUAACUGGAUAUUGGGACCAUUAGGCCCACAGCCAAGACCACAGCGGGGACCUAGACAGAGAGAAGUGAGACCUCGUCCUGCUCCGCACACCGGACGGUGCGGAGACCCAACAGCUCCAGAGGAGUAACCGCCUCUGCCCACCCACGCUCACGAUGGCUGCACGUGACCCUUUGGCAACCCACCCAGGUCUUUACUCGAUGUCUCCCCCCGGAGAAACUGACCCUGGCAUGAUUAUCCCGGCACCCUGCUACCUGGGAUCCGCUCCUUCCUACCGGUGCCCGAGAUGA